CGGUAUCGUUCAAAAUCUAGAGAAUCUAGGUUCCGAACCGUAGAUUCUCGAGCUGCGAGUUACAACCCCUUCCUCGGGGGAUUGCGAAGAAUUUCUGCGGAUAUCUGCAGUCGUAAUGAAAAUCUUUAACGCAUAUUUGUUUCGGGACGGAAUUAGAGUUGCAAGUUAUUUGGCUGUUAUGAAAGGGAGCUAGGUACUAAAUUUGUUAUCGACGAAGAGGAACCGUUAUAAUUUUUAAUUAGCGAUCCAUAGGAACAAGGAUGAUAGCGUUCGAGUCUGAUCAGAAAACAGGAAGCUGGCGUUUGAUAAUUCUGAACAGCGGCAUGUCGUUCGUCGCGUCCGCUUUCAUUGCGUUGUUAGUCGUAAAAAAACCGUCGAAUCGUGUGCAGGGCACUUAGCAAUGCGGUGCACGUCGCUUCUGUUGCUGCUGUGCAUUCUCAACUGCAUCACGCUCGUGUUCACGAUAUGCACCGUGAACGAACAGGAACGAGCGCCUGGAGAUCAUCUAGACUGUUUCAAUGCCAGUAUGGAAGCGAUAAUGAAUCACACGAAGACGGACGUGUUGACGAUAAUGAUCUUGAAGUCGCAUUUGCCGUACAUUCGGGCUCGUGCUUUUCUAAAAUACGCCAGGAGCGUGCAGUCACUGAACAUCAAUAACUGCAACGUAUCUAACAUCGAUCCUGCUGCAUUCGAAGGGUUGGUCAGUCUGAAGAAACUCAGUUUAUCAAACAACAAGAUUACGGCAGUGAGAGAGGAAUGGUUCAAGGACACGGUGUACUUGGAGCAGCUGGACCUGUCGUUUAAUCAAAUUUCCAAGUUCGAGCCAGCGAUCUUCGGCAGGCUGUUACUUCUCAAGCGAUUCGACGUUAGAGAGAAUCUUUUAACAUGUUUGGAUCCUUUCGUGCUGCCUGGUGGUAUCGACAAAGUUUACUUCUCUGGAAAUCCUUUAACUUUUAAAUGUCGAGGAAAGCUAACUCUGUGGAUGCGGGACCAUGGCGUAAACUACAGGACCGAGCAGAGCCAGAAGGAAGCGUGGUUGGAUAAGCUGCUUUGGCUCUGCGCCAUCAACGACGAGAAGGUGGCCGAAUCGGAGGACCUGAUGAAAGAAUGCGUUAUCCUGAAUCUAUUCAAUCAGCUUCGCACAGGCUUGAGCACUGCAGAAUCUUAUCCUCUCCAGGACGUGUCCCAGGAGUGUGUGAACGCGAGAAAUCUCUUGACCGAUUGCAUAGUCACCGAUACACGGAAAUACGAUACGUUCACGAACGGAAACGUGAUUAAAAACCUCCUUCUAUACUUGUAUCAGGCUAAAUCAAGCAUCUGAGUACGAAGAACAUCAGCGGAAACAUUUGCAUUAUUUUAAUUCUUUGAUUUGUAGAAUCUAGUCUCGCUAUUCAGAUUAUCGCAAAAUAAAUCGUUAUUGAAAUAGA
This is a messenger RNA of Megachile rotundata (alfalfa leafcutting bee), 1427 nucleotides long. RefSeq lists its product as uncharacterized. NCBI's taxonomy places the organism in Eukaryota, Metazoa, Arthropoda, Insecta, Hymenoptera, Megachilidae. The record is from RefSeq and is a predicted model, not a curated record.